AGUACUUUAGGUGCGCCUCAAACAUAUUUCCUGUAAAUUGGAGAGGUGAACUUUCAGCGACGGCAAAGCUCGUAAGCACACCGACAAAUGAGUUUUGAUCUCUCUUCAGCUAUGGGUGACAAAGAGGAGACGAUCACGAAGGAGGACGCACAGAAGGAUGAGUUCAGCUUACCUUGGAGCAAAAACAAAAAUAAAGAUAAAAAGGGUGACAAGUCCGACAGCAAGGACAAGUCUGAUCACAAGGAAAAGUCCAAAGACAAGUCUGAUCACAAGGAAAAGUCCAAAGACAAGUCUGAUCACAAGGACAAAGGUGGUGAAAAGAAGAAAAAGAAGGAAAAGAAACACAGCUCAUCUUCCAGCAGUGAUGAGGACUGAUCUCCCCUGUGGACCUGGCCUGCUCUGUUCGCCACUCCAUUCUUGUUUGUUAUAAUGAUGUAUGCGGUUUAUCUGUACCAACCUGUACACAAUGUAAAACAAAACGGAUCUGAAGAAGUAAACAGUUACAAGAAGUCCA
Poecilia reticulata (guppy) is the source of this 514-nucleotide messenger RNA. The record is from RefSeq and is a predicted model, not a curated record. Lineage: Eukaryota; Metazoa; Chordata; Actinopteri; Cyprinodontiformes; Poeciliidae.